Messenger RNA from Varroa destructor (honeybee mite), 2819 nucleotides. RefSeq names its product thiol S-methyltransferase TMT1A-like. Gene Ontology annotation, molecular function: S-adenosylmethionine-dependent methyltransferase activity. Lineage: Eukaryota; Metazoa; Arthropoda; Arachnida; Mesostigmata; Varroidae. The record is from RefSeq and is a predicted model, not a curated record.
UGUAGAGUCACAAAAGAGAAGCUGAAUAGAAUGAAGAGUGCCUAAAUUGUUUGCUGGUCAUAUCUUCAGAGCGAUGGAGCAUUACAGAGUAAACAGUUCAUGCUGCUCCCCAGGGCUUGCGGGACCGUGCCAGGAACACAGUGAAGUAAAUCGUCCUGCCGAUAGGGGUACACAUAUUUGAAGACAUCGCUAGCGAAGUAGUGAACUGGGCUCAACUCAAACUGUCAGUGAAGUGCGUGUGCAAAGUGGACGUACAAGAAGUUUAAAAGAAAUUCAAAAAGGCUACAGCAGGUUUGUCUUUCAGGUCGAUAACAAUAGAUGAGAUGGAGAUUUCAAAGUGAACAGAUUUCGAUUUGUGAAUACUACGUUAUCACGACAGUAACUUAAACAGCUUCAAGAUAACCCUGUUGCGCUCCAGAAGUCUGAAGUUAUACGAAAUAUGUGAACCACAUUGGUUAGCGAGUAUAUUACAUGGACGAGGUUGAUUUUUAGAAAAGUUUGUCAAUUGUCGUUCCAAUAUCAUGGCAACAGGUGUUUAAUCCCGACCACCAAACAAAACUGGAAUGUCGUCAUCAUCGGUGACAGCUGCACAGGCAGCGCUUGCCCAGCUACGACAGCUCCAGAAACGACCGUUAGUGCUUUGGUCUGCAGCACCCUUGGUCAGCUUUCUUGUCAUGGUGAUUUUUAGGAAGCAGGUUCGUCUAGGUGUCAGGCAAAUUAUGGCGCUUCUUUACGGAGAAGAUCUAAAAUCGAAGCAGAACACCACCAAACUUGCUCGUUUCAAAAAGGUGCUUUUCGAGAAUCUCAAGGAUCUGAAAUCCCACGAUGCCCAAUUACGCAAAGAUGGCAGGCUAUACAUUGUGGAGCUGAACCCCAGUACGGGCAGUAACUUCGAGUUCUACCCACGCGGCUCCAAGGUCGUAAUAGUAGAGACGGAGCUCAUGUUUGAGCAACUCUACAAAAAAAAGCAACAUGAAUUUCCAUUCUCCCACAUUAAGGUCGAACGCUUCAUCCAAGGUCGGCCUGAAUCACUCAAAGAUUUACCGGAUGCAUCUGUCGACGUGGUGGUGGCAACACUUGUAUGCUGCUCCGUCGAAAAUCUCGCUGUUAGCAUGCGUGAAAUUAAGCGUGUCUUGGCCAAGGGAGGCCGGUACUACUUCUUAGAACACGAACAAUAUCAAGAUCCUAGUUGGGGCUAUUCGAUCCAAAAAGCCGUCAACCCCAUAUGGAAAAUGUGUAACGACGGAUGCAACGUUUCACGAAGGAUCGGUGAGGUCAUUGAGUACGUCGGCUUUCAUUCCGUAACAAUGAAAAAAUACCACCCUGCUGAAAUUCCGUUUCUCAUGAGGCCUCUUGUCGUUGGUUUUGCUACGAAGUAGAUACUGCACACCACAGUUCCUCUGUUUCUUUCGCUACUCGAUUCAUCUUGUGUUGUAUAUUCAAAUAUUGAGCAUAAAAAAGUUAUGAGAAAACGUCAAACAUAUGACUCUAUAUAUUGGUUAGGUGGUACUUAGGCGUUCAAUAUCGAUGGCCUAAUGGCUGACCCGUUUGAAUAAUUGACAAAAUCUUUCGGGAAAAAUGUCGUUGCCGAUUGAAACGUAAUCAAACGAACUAGCUAACUACAGCAUAAUAUAACGAUCACCAUUUAGGUAUCUCACUCUCGACUGCGUAGGGGUUCUACCGUUUCAAUAUUUCGCCACAUAAAAAAAGCUCGAUCACGGUUAUUAUUAUUGAAAACACCGGGUCGAUAGGAAUCGAUUUAAUCACUUUGAAUCACGUGAAUUAUAAAAAGCAGCCAUUUUGAACUACGCCUUUACCAUCAAAUAUUUAGAGCUAUACCAAAUAGGGCGCAUAUCUACAAAAUACGACAUUUUUUUUUACGGCAAUAACUAACUCGACGAAUCGUUGAGUUUUACAAGUAGCCUUUAGCACACAGUCAAAAUGUCAAUUUUGACACUGGAAAAUAGAGUGGACUAGAGACGCAAUAGCACCAAAUCAGCUGCGCCAUCAUUAUCAAGAUUUUAGCAAAAAUAAUGACAGGCAUGCAAUUACGACAAAUCGUAUUGACUCUUUCAUUGCGUGCUAGUGAUUUCACCAACUUGUAGCCCGUGUGUAGGUACAGGACCUGUGCGAACAAACCCCUCGUCGAGCGUUGGACCCCAUCGUAAUGACAGAUAGGUUAUCAUUGUAGUUGUCCUCUAACGGCAAAAACAAUAUCACUGUCUCCAAGCGACAAUAAUUUUUUAAGGCCUACGUAUAUUUUACUUCUAUAAUAUUAUAGCGUCCGAGACCAAUUGAAAGAUUGCUCCUCAUAGCAGAUACCGGAGUGUCGAGUCUAAAGUGACGGCCUCAGCUGUACACCUCCUGUACACAGCCUCACACAUGAGGCGCUUGUGAGUUACCACAAAUCAGAUCAGCCUUUUCUCGAGCAUCGAGGAUGCAUUAUUAGCUCUAUACUACGCUCACUGGCUAACAUUUGCAUUAGACACCUUAAUACAGGUUUUCCGACAUUGAAUAUAAUCCUGUACAAUAGGUAAUAGCUACUUUUUGAUCGUACGAUGUGACAGUCUUUGGGACAGUCAAUCGAGUGCUUAGAGCUUCUUGGGCUGAGUAAAUACUCAUUGGCGAUACGCAUUAAGUAGACUAGACGUACCACCUUCGGAUUGAUGCUGUCAACGCCAACCAAAUUUAGCCAAAUGCCGGGGUAGAUUGAUCAGCUAGAACCGAUCAUGUUCUUGAAAUGUACAACGAGCGGAUCUAGUCCUCCUACAAGUGACUGAAACGUUUUGUAGAAAUUCUUCGCUGACGUAGUAUCUUCC